This is a messenger RNA of Phalaenopsis equestris, 2252 nucleotides long. RefSeq lists its product as uncharacterized. The record is from RefSeq and is a predicted model, not a curated record. NCBI's taxonomy places the organism in Eukaryota, Viridiplantae, Streptophyta, Magnoliopsida, Asparagales, Orchidaceae.
CCUCUGCCGCCACUCCCUCUGCACUCUGUCUCUACUUGCCGUUGCGACCUUGUCGCCACUCCCACCCGUCGCCUUCAAACUACGGUUCACCUCAGGUGCAAAAUGGGAAUACAGAAAUUGCAGGAAAUGCAAGGAAUCACUGAUUUGGGUAUAUUUGGGAAGGUGAAGAGAAGAAAGGGCAAAAGGUUAAAUGAUGGAUGCAAUCCAAAUCCUCUCACAAAUGACUCUAAAAAUCAAAGAGGCAGCACCCAUAUUUUGGCAAAAUUGGAUAUCAACAAUGGGUCAAACCACGAGCGCUGUAUUGGAACUGGGGACAACAUGAAGGAGAAGAAUGAUACGUACAAAAAAAUCAAUGAUUUAAGGCUCUUGGAUGGACAUAAUAUGGAAGAUGACACCAAUUAUAAAAGUAGCAAGCAUAAUGAGAGUGAAAAGCUUACAUCUUCAAAGAAUUUCUUUGAUGAAGGGAUCCCUUGUUCAGAAAACAGGGCUAUUGAUGAGGGUUUUAAGGGAAGCAGGAAAUAUACAAACGAGCAGAAUAGAGAAAAGAAAAGGAGGAAGCAAAAUGGAACUGACUUCAACUCUUUAAAGAAUGAUUCUGCUGAAGGAGGGGAAACUUUUGAAGAUGAGAUUAUAUAUGGAGGUCCCACGGGGAGUGAGAAGGAUCUUAAAAUGCAGAGGAAGAGAAAUGAAAGUUUGAAGGAAACUGAAAAUUCCACAACAUCUACUGAUAACUGUGGCUGGGAUGAGGGUAAAGAGCAGGAUAGGAAAAGAAGGAAAAAAUAUUUUCUAGAGCAUGAACAGGGUCAGGAUAAUUCAAAGAAAAUGUCCAAGGAAGCAUCAGAGAAGGCAUGUAAGGUUAUUUCUGGAGGCGACGCUGAAGAGGUGCCGUUAAGAGCACAUGUAAGGAAUAAGGAUAAAAAAAGGGGGAAGGAAAAGGGAGAAGUAGAUAAUUGUCCAGAAUUAACUCCUGAAAUGGCUGCAAGAAAAAACUAUGUUGGAAAGAGCAAAUUGGAUGUGAACUCACUUAAUAUUGAAAAAGGUUGUAACACUGAUGAACCGUAUCAUUGUGAACCAAAGAAAGAUGUAAAAAAAGGUAAAAAAAAAGUAAGCUUUUCCGAAAAUGUUGAGGAGUUUCCACCUGAGCAGUUUCAUCAUGAAAAUUUGGGUCCGGAUAAUUUGGUGUGGGGCAAACGUUUCACUCCAGAGGAAGACGAAUUGAUUAGGAAUGCUACCAUGAAAUACAUAGAGGAAAAUCAAUUGGGAGAGCAGGGUUUGCAUAUGAUUCUUCAUUGCAAAUCCUACAGGAAAGAAGUCAAAGAUUGCUGGAAAGUCAUUUCCGCAGCUCUUCCUUGGAGGCCACCAGUAAAUACAUUUUUUCGAGCUCAUAUUUUAUUCGAGAGAAGUGAGGAGCGCAAAUGGGAACCUGAAGAGCUUGAACUUAUCAAGAGAUAUCAUGCAGAGCAUGGUCCAAAAUGGAGGAAAUUGGCUGAUGUUCUUGGGAAAAGUAGAGUUCAUGUAAAAGAUGCUUGGCGAAGAAUAAGGCUUCCAAACCUAAAGAAAGGGAGAUGGAGUCAGUAUGAAUACCAGUCUUUGUUUGAUCUUGUCAACCUGGACCUGCGGAUGAAAGCAUUUGAGGAAAAGAAAGCUAAUCAUUGCAUGCUGAAAGACAAUAUUUCCUGGGAAGCUAUAAGUGAUAAGAUGUCUACCCGAGGAUCACAUACUUGCUGCUCGAAGUGGUAUUAUAAUUUGGCAUCAUCAAUGGUCAAAGAAGGGAGUUGGAAUAAUCUUGAUGAUUACAAGCUGAUUGAAGCGCUCCAGAAAGCUGAUGCUUGCUGCUUUGAGGACGUUGACUGGGACAAUCUGCUUGCCCACCGGUCCGGGGAAAUAUGUCGGAAGAGGUGGCAUGAAAUGAUUCGGCACCUUCAUAAUUUCUGGGCUUUGACAUUUAUUGAACAAGUUGAUCUACUUUCAGCGCGAUACUCUCCAGAUAUGAUCCAAUAUAGGGAAAUGGAGCAGAAUAAGAACCACAAUGUAUAGGGAAAGCUUGUUAUCCAAUGAAGGGUGUCCUAAUUUUGAUGUAUCUGGUUCUACUUGUUUGUUUUAUGGGGGCAAUUACAUACAUGCCACCCAAUUUCUGUGUAUUUACAUAUCUCCCAAAUCUUUCAUGACAUAUCAAAAAUACCAUCAUUUUUAUUUGCUUAGAAAAUAGGUUUCAAGAUAACAAAAUGAAAACACAUUGAUUUGUUUCAAAA